CUCGUUAUCUUUGUAAAGGGAAAAACCUGCUUGGUUGACGACAUUUGCUUUACCGGGUCCUCUUCUUCUCAAGUCUCUCCACGGUCAAUCCUCUUUUCUCCGACAUCGUCUCUGGCCUUUCACUUCACUUUCCUCCUCCUCCUCCUCCUCCUCACGCGGGACAAGCCAUCUCUCUUUCCCGAACCGCCUCGAUGACUUAAGCUACUGGAUCUCCUCCUUAUCCCCUGUAGUUCCAUAAAUAUCCUUCACUUUCUCCUCAUUCUAGUCGUCUUCAAAAUCAAUGCUGUCUUGCUUCGCAAGCAUCCAUCGAAAGUUGGCACCUUCCUCUUUCGCCAUCACAACUGCUGUCAAAAUUCGUUGUGGGUAUCGAUAGAUGUUGGUGUCUUUCCUCGAUCGUCUCCGUUUCUGCUUCGAUUUGGAGUCCUCUGUUCUUUGUGCAGGUGCCGACUGAGAGGGAAAUCGCCUUUUUCUCUCGACAUUUCAGCUGCAAUUGAGGUGCCCAGUAGGUUUUCUUUGAAAGGGAUUAGCGUGCGAGCAAGUUUACAAAAUGACGGGAGGGCAGUCCAGCAAGAAGAGAAGUGAUGAUGCCCCUCCUCCCCUUCCAUUGAACACAAAUGCCCAAUACAUGGCCGAUCUGACCUCUUAUGAGGAUGCUUGUAGGACUGACCCUGACUUGCAAGCCUUUGAUCACACACUUCAUGAGCGUACCAACCGUGUCAUCAACAGUCUUGCAGUUGGCGUAGAGGUUCGGUCCCUAUCUUUCGAGUCUCUGAGAGAAGUGACAGGUGGUCUGCUGGAAAUGAACCAGGAAGUAGUCAAAGUCAUUCUUGAAUGCAAAAAGGAUAUUUGGAAUAAUCAAGAACUGUUUGAUCUGGUUGAAGAUUACUUUGAGAACAGCCUGCAGACACUAGACUUCUGCACUGCUCUUGAAAAAUGCCUCAAGCGUGCUCGUGACAGCCAAUUAAUCAUCCAGUUCGCAAUCCAGCAAUUUGAAGUAGUGGAAGAUGGGAUUGAAGGGAACAAGUAUGCGAAAACGUUGGAAGAACUGCAGAAGUUUAGGGCGGCUGGGGACCCUUUUACGGAGGAAUUCUUCAUUAUCUUUCAAUCCGUUUAUAAGCAGCAGGUUGCAAUGUUGGAGAAACUACAAGUUCGGAAGAAGAAGCUUGACAAGAAGCUAAAAUCUACCAAAACAUGGAUGAGGGUCUCCAACGUGAUUUUCGUCGCUGCUUUUGUGUCAGCGUUGAUAUUCUCGGUUGUGGCAGCAGCUGUGGCGGCACCCCCUGUCAUAACAGCAUUGGCUAGUGCGAUAACUGUCCCUAUUGGCUCAGUGGGUAAGUGGUGCGACUCCCUGUGGAAGAACUAUCAGAGUGCUCUCAAAGGGCAGAGGGAGCUGAUCAGCUCGAUGCAGGUCGGGACUUACAUAACUAUCAAGGACAUGGAUAGUAUUAGGGUUCUUAUCAAUAAGUUGGAGGUCGAGAUUGAGUCUUUGAUGCAAAAUGCUGAUUUUGCUUCCAGUGAAGAUGAGGCUGUCAAGUUCGCUAUAGGUGAGAUCAAGAAAAGGCUGGAAAUAUUCAUGGAAAAGGUCGAAGAUCUGGGUGUGCAUGCUGACAAGUGCAGCCGGGAGAUAAGGAGGGCGAGAACGGUUGUGUUGCAAAGGAUAAUUAGACAUUCAAAUAGCUAGAGAGGUCCAUGCAGAGGUGAACCUCUGAUGCUCUUGAGAACUCUUAGUCUAAAUUCUCACCAAUUAUUGACCCUGCCAAUUACCUUCAAUCCACUAUGAUAAAGAUUGAAGGUGAGUAGUUUUUAUAUUAGCAGGCUUAUAAAUGAUGUAUUACCAUUGCUGAUUUCUCUUUCACAGCAGGAUAUUAGCUUAAUUUACCGCUUUUGUCAUUUCAUUGAAUGGUUUGACACCAGUAUUUUUCAUGUAUUGUUCAUUUACUCAUGGUCCAUAUGUGAGCCAUAUCUAUCGAACAAUUGCAGGAUGUAUAACCAUGUUUUAGUUCAUUGGGGUGGAUCCAGCCCUUUAUAUUUUUCUA
Molecule: messenger RNA, 2036 nt
Organism: Rhodamnia argentea
Lineage: Eukaryota; Viridiplantae; Streptophyta; Magnoliopsida; Myrtales; Myrtaceae
Product: UPF0496 protein 1-like
Exons: 2
Coding region: 548-1681 (377 amino acids)
Source: RefSeq, a predicted model, not a curated record